Molecule: messenger RNA, 936 nt
Organism: Orycteropus afer afer
Lineage: Eukaryota; Metazoa; Chordata; Mammalia; Tubulidentata; Orycteropodidae
Product: olfactory receptor 18-like
Biological process (GO): G protein-coupled receptor signaling pathway
Cellular component (GO): membrane
Molecular function (GO): G protein-coupled receptor activity; olfactory receptor activity
Source: RefSeq, a predicted model, not a curated record
AUGGAGCCACAAAAUCUAACAGGUGUCUCAGAAUUUAUUCUGCUGGGUGUUUCUGAGGAUCCAGAACUUCAGUCUCUGCUCUUUGGGUUGUUCCUGUCCAUGUACCUGAUCACUGUUUCUGGGAACCUGCUCAUCCUCCUGGCUGUCAGCUCAGAUCCCCACCUCCACACACCCAUGUACUUCUUCCUCUCCAACCUGUCCUUGGCUGACAUUGGUUUCGUCUCCACCACCGUCCCAAAGAUGCUGGUGAACAUACAGACACAGAGCAAAUCCAUCACUUAUGUGGACUGCCUAACACAAAUGUCCUUCAUUUUUUUCUUUGGGUGUCUGGACUGUCUGUUCCUCACUGUGAUGGCCUAUGACCGACUUGUGGCCAUCUGCUACCCUCUGCACUACACAGUUAUCAUGAACCCCCGCCUCUGUGGCUUGCUGGUUUUGGUAUCUAUUUGCAUUUGCCUCUUCUACUCCCAGGUGCCGAUUUCAUUGUUGUCACAGGUUACAUUCUGCACUGAUGUGGAAAUCCCGAGUUUCUUCUGUGACCUUCCUCAACUCUUUAACCUGGCCUGUUCUGACACCUCCACCAAUAUCAUAGUACUCUAUUGUAUCUGUUCCAUCUUUGGUGGUGUCCCAGCCUCAGGGAUCAUUUACUCUUAUAUGAGAAUUGUCUCCUCUAUUCUGAGAGUCUCAACUUCAGGUGGGAAAUAUAAAGCCUUUUCCACCUGUGGCUCUCACCUGUCUGUUGUUUGCUUAUUUUAUGGAACAGGCUUUGGAGUGUACCUCAGUUCAACUGUCUCUUCUUUUGCAAAGAAGAGUGUAGUGGCUUCAGUGCUGUACACCGUGGUCACCCCCAUGCUGAACCCCUUCAUCUACAGCCUGAGGAACAAGGACAUCAAGAAAGCUAUUUGGAGGUUUCUCUGCAGUAGAGCCAAAUCUUAA